AUGUUCAGUUCAUCACUUCGUCAACGAUCUGAGUGGUCUCCGGCGCUCGCCCUUUUCGCUCAAUCUCCCUCAAGAUGGAGAGAAACAAACCUCCUCGGGCAUGACCUCGAAUUCACAGUUCAAUACUCGGCCAGCUCCUCGCUAACCUAUCGGAUGGUGCUCAUCUCGGCAAAACAGGUUGGUACUGACGACGCAACGCGCAGGAUCAAGCAGCUUCCCAAACACGGAACCGAUAAGAAAGCUGUCGUGCUUCUGAUGCAAGGACAUGAUGCCAUGUCUUCGUUUAUGAGACUGCAAAUACACGCUGGCCAGUUUAUUGACCAUCUCGAUGCAUUGAGAAGGCCCAGCACGAUUGGCAUGAACGGACUCGCCCAAAUUGACCGUCAUGCGGUCCAGAAGGAUCUUUUGCGUCACUGUGUUUCAGGGACGCCUCUAUCAGUGCAACAGGUAGAUGUACUGUUAGGUUCAGUCAGACAUCUGAGGGAGUUGGCCAACAUGGUGCAGACCCGGGAAGGACAAGAGACCAUCUGCAGGCUCUUGGGCGACGCCGAUGGUCGCAGCUUGAUUGAGCACUUUACCAACGGCCCGAAGUUCACGUAG
Molecule: messenger RNA, 600 nt
Organism: Metarhizium brunneum ARSEF 3297
Lineage: Eukaryota; Fungi; Ascomycota; Sordariomycetes; Hypocreales; Clavicipitaceae
Source: RefSeq, a predicted model, not a curated record